CGUAGAGCUGUGGGAGAAAUAAAAAUUGGAAUAUUUUGCAAUAGAUAAACUGUUAAACACAAUGAUCUCUACUAACAUCUUCGCAGUGGGCUCUCUCUCUCUCAACCAUUUAAAAUUACUUUUACUGGCAAUAGUGGGAACAGUGUUUGCGGGUCAACCUGUACCCAUUCUGCAUCAGAGCCAAGCAAUGAAUGAUGGUGAAUACAAAUACUCAUAUGAGACUGAUAAUGGUAUAGCUGGUCAGGAGAUUGGUGAAGGUGGAAAAUAUGCCGCUGGAAAUGGACAAUGGAUCGCAGAUGAUGGUACACAUGUUUUCUACGAGUACACAGCCGAUAAAGAUGGUUACCGUGUUAGAGGAUCUCAUGUACCACAAAUUCCGGAAUAUAUUCAACGAAGUCUGGACUACAUUAGAGCACAUCCUCCGAAAGAAAUAUAAAUUUUAAAAUAAAAAAAAUGAAAUAA
Molecule: messenger RNA, 462 nt
Organism: Lutzomyia longipalpis
Lineage: Eukaryota; Metazoa; Arthropoda; Insecta; Diptera; Psychodidae
Product: pupal cuticle protein-like
Exons: 2
Coding region: 62-436 (124 amino acids)
Cellular component (GO): chitin-based extracellular matrix
Molecular function (GO): structural constituent of chitin-based larval cuticle
Source: RefSeq, a predicted model, not a curated record